Messenger RNA from Penicillium concentricum, 1509 nucleotides. RefSeq names its product CRAL-TRIO domain-containing protein. The transcript has 4 exons. Bases 1 to 1509 code for a protein of 502 amino acids. The record is from RefSeq and is a predicted model, not a curated record. Lineage: Eukaryota; Fungi; Ascomycota; Eurotiomycetes; Eurotiales; Aspergillaceae.
AUGGCUUCUAAUGGUCCAAACCCCGGCUUCUUGGGCAACAUCAACAAGGGUCAGGAGGCCAAAUUACAAAAACUUUGGUCCCUUCUGCUUAAGGCAGGCGAAACAUCAUUAAGCAACGAUCCAUCCAAUGACUGCGAGGAGCAUUUUAGUCCAACUCAUCCCCAGAGACGGCUGUCCCUGCUUGGCCGCACACAGAGCAAUGUCUCGGAAAAAGCGAUCUCCACCCCGAACACACCAUACUACCAAAAUAUUACGAAAUUUCUUGAAGAAAUGGGAGCUGGGGUAACUGAAUCCAACACAAUCAAAAAGACCCUCUCGGAGAUCACACCUACUGAGCUUCGUACGGGAGUACUUGACACUCUCAAACACGACCACCCCGACGCCGUGCUUUUACGCUUCCUCCGCGCUCGCAAAUGGGAUGUUCCCAAGUCAUUUGCAAUGAUGAUGGAAGCAGUCGUUUGGCGAGUCAAGGAGAUGCACGUUGAUGAAGAUGUGAUGGCAAAGGGAGAGCUUCAUGCCCUUAAGCAGACCCAAAACAAAUCCAGCGCAACUGAACGGAAAGCCGGAAACGACUUCCUGUCUCAAAUGCGCAUGGGAAAGAGUUAUGUGCAUGGCGUCGAUAGGGCUGGUCGCCCGAUCGUGGUGGUUAGAGUCCGCCUGCACAAGCCUGGGGAUCAGAGUGAAGAAUCUUUGGAGCGAUAUAUUGUCCAUGUAAUUGAAUCAGUGCGGCUUACAUUGACUCCUUCGGUUGAGACUGCAGCUGUUCUAUUUGAUAUGACAGGAUUUGGGCUGUCUAAUAUGGAAUAUCCACCUGUGAAAUUUAUUCUCAGGUGUUUUGAAGCGAACUAUCCUGAAUGUUUGGGAAUAAUGCUUAUCCAUAAUGCCCCGUGGGUGUUUUCAGGCAUUUGGCGACUCAUUCGAGGCUGGAUGGAUCCUGAAAUUGCUGCGAAGGUUGAGUUCACAAAUAGUGUCGCCGACCUCGAGAAGUUCAUCCCCCGGAAUCAGAUCGUGGAAGAGGUGGGCGGCGACGAGAAGUGGUCAUACAAAUACUUUGAGCCCAGUUUCAUUGAGAACUCAAAGAUGGAUGAUACUACAACACGGGACGCCUUGAGAGGCGAGCGGCAAGCUAUUGGUGAACAGUUCUUGGCUGCGACAUCUACGUGGAUCAGUGCGACGAAAUCAAAGGACGCGACGAAAUCAAAGGACGCGACGAAAUCAAAGGACGCGACGAAAUCAAAGGACGCGACGAAAUCAAAGGACGCGACGAAACUCCGUUCCAGCGAAAGCGAAAGAGCGUAUCUAGCUGAGCGACUGCGUGUUAACUACUGGAAACUGGAUCCCUAUGUUCGGGCGCGGCUUCUCCUGGACCGAACUCAGGUCAUUCAGGAUGGUGGCAAGGUUGAUUUUUAUCCCAAGGUUCCUGUGGAGAGUGACAUUGAUAUAACCAAGGCAUUGGAGGUGGAACAUUUAGAGCAGAUUGAUAAUACCGCACUAUCCAGGUUUUCGUAG